Molecule: messenger RNA, 864 nt
Organism: Penicillium taxi
Lineage: Eukaryota; Fungi; Ascomycota; Eurotiomycetes; Eurotiales; Aspergillaceae
Product: carbon-nitrogen hydrolase family protein
Exons: 2
Coding region: 1-864 (287 amino acids)
Biological process (GO): L-glutamine metabolic process; oxaloacetate metabolic process
Cellular component (GO): mitochondrion
Molecular function (GO): omega-amidase activity
Source: RefSeq, a predicted model, not a curated record
AUGUGUACAGAUUUACCCACUGACGCACAUCUAGGCGCGGACAAGGCCGUUAACCUCUCACACGCUCGAACAAAGAUUCUCGAGGCCGCACAAGCUGGCGCAGGCCUCAUCGUUCUCCCUGAAUGCUUUAACUCUCCCUACGGCACAGGGUAUUUCCCCAAAUACGCUGAAACCCUCCUCCCCUCCCCGCCGACGAAGGAACAGUCGCCGUCCUUCCAUGCGCUAUCAGCCAUUGCUGCUGAGGCAAAUGCAUACCUUGUCGGUGGUAGUAUCCCAGAACUGGAGCCGACUACCCAGAAAUACUAUAACACCUCUCUGGUCUUUUCGCCCUCGGGUUCCCUGAUCGGUACUCACCGCAAGACCCACUUGUUCGACAUAGAUAUCCCGGGGAAGAUCAAGUUCAAGGAGAGCGAUGUCCUGUCACCUGGUAACCAACUAACAGUCAUUGACCUCCCUGAAUAUGGCAAGAUUGGAUUGGCCAUCUGCUAUGAUAUUCGUUUCCCGGAAGCGGCCAUGAUCGCUGCGCGCAAGGGCGCCUUCUUGCUUGUCUACCCCGGCGCAUUCAAUACCACUACUGGUCCUCUACACUGGUCACUUCUGGGACGUGCUCGUGCCGUUGAUAACCAGGCUUAUGUGGCUCUCUGUAGCCCGGCGCGGGAUUUGAAUGCGGAUUACCACGCCUACGGGCACAGUCUGGUUAGUGACCCGAGUGCGAGUAUCUUGGCUGAGGCCGAGGAGAAUGAGGCAACCAUAUAUGCAGAUUUGGAUAAUGAAACCAUUGUGAGCACUCGUAAGGGUAUUCCAAUUUCUACUCAGCGGCGGUUUGAUCUAUACCCCGACGUGAGCGGCGAGGGUUCAGGAUGA